CUUAGAGCGCGGCGUAGAUCUGCGUCCACAGGAGAGAAGUCGGAGGCGAGGAUCGCGCCGUCCCACCCCGCCCAACAGCGUCCACGCCGCCCCGGCACCCUUACCCCUGCCGGCCCUUGCCGGGCGCGACCGGCGGCCAUGCAGCCCCGGGGCUGAAGCGGCCCCAUGGCGAAGCCCGCGUCCCCGCGGUCCGGGCAACGACGGCGCAUGGAGAACUUCCGUAAGGUGCGCUCGGAGGAGGCACCCGCGGGGGGUGGGGCCGAGGGGGGCCCGGGCGCCGGCCCUUUCGCGGAUCUGGCGCCGGGAGCCGUUCACAUGAGGGUCAAAGAGGGCAGCAAGAUCCGGAACCUGCUGGCUUUCGCCACCGCCAGCAUGGCGCAGCCAGCCACGCGCGCCAUCGUCUUUAGCGGCUGCGGUCGGGCCACCACCAAGACCGUCACGUGCGCGGAGAUCCUCAAGCGCCGCCUGGCGGGCCUGCAUCAGGUCACGCGGCUGCGCUACCGGAGCGUGCGCGAGGUGUGGCAGAGCCUCCCGCCGGGGCCCACACCGGGUCAGGAGCCUGGGGAGCCUGCCGCCAGUCUCAGUGUACUUAAGAACGUGCCCAGCCUCGCCAUCCUACUUUCCAAGGAUGCGCUGGAUCCCUACCAACCCGGCUAUCAGCCCCCGAACUCCCAUCCUGCACCCUCGUCCCAGCCAACUGCACCGACGUCCAAGAGGAGCCUUGGGGAACCCGCGGCUGGAGAAGGCUCUGCGAAGCGAUCACAACCCGAGCCAAGUGCUACGGAAGAGGACCAGACGGCCUGAGAACUCGUGGAUCCGGGCGACCUAGACCGGCUAGGGCUCACCCGCAGCGCCUCGACCUUGAGAGGUAUCUCCAGCAUUUUACGCCUCGGUGCUCUGGACACAGCUCCUCAGACUGUCAGCUUGGAGCACAAGGCAGCAAGAGAGGAUCCUAGGGAAGCUUCGUAGGUGGUUGCCCCUCCACUUGUGUUGCCUGAAGACGCAGAGCUCCACCUUCAGCUUUUCUGAGCCAUACUAGGACCUUCUUGGGGGCGUGGGGGGAGUGGUGGGCAAUGGGGGUCUUGAGCCUUGGUCAAGACCCCCAAGGGUUAAAGACAUCCAGUUUUUAUGACGGGGGCCUGGAGUGUGGAAGCCCAGGAGAGCUCUUGGAAUCAAUCACCUCCAUCAGUGGCUAAGGGCCCAGGGUAAGAAAGUGACUGCUGAAGGGCAGGGUAGUCUGAACUGGGGGGGGG
Hyaena hyaena (striped hyena) is the source of this 1253-nucleotide messenger RNA. It is a transcript of the gene RPP25, whose product is annotated as ribonuclease P and MRP subunit p25. The record is from RefSeq and is a predicted model, not a curated record. Lineage: Eukaryota; Metazoa; Chordata; Mammalia; Carnivora; Hyaenidae. The coding region runs from base 166 to 804 and encodes 212 amino acids. Gene Ontology annotation, cellular component: ribonuclease MRP complex. The transcript has a single exon. Gene Ontology annotation, biological process: tRNA 5'-leader removal. Gene Ontology annotation, molecular function: RNA binding.